Messenger RNA from Camellia sinensis, 847 nucleotides. The record is from RefSeq and is a predicted model, not a curated record. Lineage: Eukaryota; Viridiplantae; Streptophyta; Magnoliopsida; Ericales; Theaceae.
CACAGGUCUCAAUUUCUACAUCUUAACGUAGAAGUGAAGCUAUACCUCCCCCCUCCCUCCCUCCGUAGCAGUUGCAUUGGCAGAUAUGACGGAUGAACCUGAAAGUAGUAGGCAGAAAGAGGUCAACAGUAAAAUUGACAAUCAAGUUGCUCCGGAUGGCAAGGAUGAUGUUGUCGAUGGGAAAGAAGAAGGGUUAGCUUCCCAAACCUAUGAUAGUUUACGAAUGCAUACUGAGGUUGAUGUUUUGCAAAUGAAAUUCAAUUCAGAGGAGGAUGCUUAUUCUUUCUACAAUGCAUACGCUAGGGUCAUCGGUUUUAGCGUACGAAGAAGUAGGAAACGAAUUUGUGGAGACAAUAAAUUUGUUGAGAGUAGGAAAUGGGUUUGUUCAAGGGAAGGUGUAAGAGAGAAGAAAUACUUACAGCGUGUGGAACGGGUGAGAACUCCCAGGGCAGAAACUAGACUUUUUUGUAGUGCCACAUUUCGUGUGCGUUAUGACAAGACAAUUAAAAAAUAUGUUGUGACCCACUUUGUAGGGGAACACAACCAUCCCUUGGCAGCACCACACUGCGUCCCUUUUCUUUGGUCACAUAGGUUUGUAACAAGUGCAGACAAAGCUCAAGCAAAGGCCAUGCGCAAUGUGGGUAUGAGAACGAGUCAAAUCAUGGAUUUUAUGGUCCAUUAAUCAGGGGGUUAUGAGAAGGUGGGCUUCAUUCACAGAGAUUUGCACAACCAGUUCCAAGCUGAGCGCAAAGUACAACUCGCAGAAGGGGAUGCAGAGGGUGCCUUAGGAUACUUAUCAGCUAAACUAGAUUCAGAUCCAUUAUUUUUUUUCAAGUACAACGUCGAU